GGCGGGGCCGUCACUGGGCUUUAAGGCCGGAGAGGCGGGCCAAAAAGCCGUGGCCCCGUCGCCACCCUCCAAGUUUCCGCGUCACCACCCUCUCUGCUCCGACGAAACCGGCGGCAAAAUGCGCGCAGUGGAUCCACCCCCGUCGCCUCUUCCCCAUUUCCCGUCCCCAAUUCGAGCUCGUCGUCGGAGUCGGGGGCCGUGUGGGUCGUACCGCCGGAGACAAGCAUGUUUAGCACAGUAAAGGUCCACAAUGUCUCACUUCAAGCAUCAGAACGAGUUAUCAAGGAGUUCUUUAGCUUUUCUGGUGACAUCGUACAUGUCGAAAUGCAAAGUGGUGAUAAGCGUUCUCAGUUCGCCUACAUCACCUUCAGAGAUGAGCAAGAAGCGGAGAGGGCAAUGCUUUUGACAGGCGCGACUAUAGUGGAUAUGGCUAUCAUCAUCACCCCAGCCACAAAUUACCAGCUGCCAGCAGCCGUUUUAGCUGAUUUAGAGUCAAAAAGUCCUAGUAGCAUAGAAGCUGCCCUUCGAAAGGCAGAGGAUGUUGCUGGUUCCAUGUUGGCCAAAGGAUUUAUUCUUGGCAAGGACGCCGUUGAAAAGGCAAAGACUUUUGAUGAAACACAUCAGCUCACGUCGACUGCAAGUGCUAAAGUAUCUUCCAUUGAUAAGAGUCUGGGCCUCAGUGAGAAGAUCAGCACUGGCACCAUAGUGGUGAAUGAGAAAAUGAAGGAAAUGGAUGAGAAAUACCAGGUUGCAGAGAAGACCAAGUCUGCAUUGGUAGCUGCGGAGCAGACCGUUUCUACUGCUGGUUCCAAGAUCAUGAGACACAGAUAUAUCCUUACCGGCGCAGCAUGGGUAACUGGUGCCUACAGCAAAGUUGCGACGACUGCGACUGAGGCCUACAACAAGGAAAGGGCGAUGGCUGAGCAGGAAGAUGAACUCGCGAAGAGUUCUGAAGAGGCAGGACAAGAGAGCAAGUGCCAGGAAAGUGAUCCAGCUAAGGUGCCUGUUCCAGAAAAUACUGAAACGGGCCAAAUGGCUGAUCAGGAGGGCGGAUGUCCAGAGACCAACAAACCAGAAGAUACUGAAAUGGGUAACGGUGAACAGAAAGAUCGAGAUGCCGAAAUCGCAAAGGCCCAAACUCAAGAAAACACUGGAAUAACAGCCGAGGAGCAUAAGCAUCGGGAGGCUGAGUUACCGAAGGCCAGCACACCUGAAAGUUUUCUGAUGACUGAGCAAACUGAGCAGGAACACAAGCAACCGGUCACUGAAGUUGCAAACAGCGAUAUUCCAAGCAGCCCUGUAACCAUCGCCGUCUGCAUGGCCACUGAUGAUGCAAAUUCUAGCAAUUCCCCAAAGAAGCCCGGACCUGCCUAGGAUGCAUUUGAUGAUUUAUUUGAUAGUGCAGCUGCAACUGAAUUAUAUUGUCUUCUAUAGUUUGUUUUGUCGAUGUGUUGUUGUUUUAUUAUGGAAGGAAAGUGGUGCCACAAGCUUUAUUGUCUGUACAAAGUGGCCAUGGUGUCUGUUUAUUUUCUACUCGUAGAUUCCUA
Molecule: messenger RNA, 1547 nt
Organism: Aegilops tauschii subsp. strangulata
Lineage: Eukaryota; Viridiplantae; Streptophyta; Magnoliopsida; Poales; Poaceae
Product: binding partner of ACD11 1
Molecular function (GO): RNA binding
Source: RefSeq, a predicted model, not a curated record